Molecule: messenger RNA, 657 nt
Organism: Paramecium sonneborni
Lineage: Eukaryota; Ciliophora; Oligohymenophorea; Peniculida; Parameciidae
Source: the annotation of a GenBank genome assembly
AUGUUAAAGGAAAAUUAAUAAUAGGGUUUAAUGAUUGAAAAUGUAGAAGAAAAUUCUCUAAUAGAAAUAGAAAAUCUAAAGAAGGAAAAUAAGAAAUUAACAAAAAAUAAGAUGAAAAAUAAUAGAUUGAUUAAAUAAAUUCAAGAUCAAAUAGUGCAUGGAAGGAAAUUAUAUAAUAUAUUGAAGAUAACCAAAACCAAAAUUAGAAUAUAAAUAAAGAAGUGUAAUUAUAAAAUAUAAGAAUAAUAAUUGAAUAAUGAAUUAAAUGUAUAAUAACAAAUGAAAUAUCAAUAAAAAUUGAAAAUUACACUAAGAGAUAAAUCAGAAUAAAAUAAAGAAAAACAAAGAUCUGAAGAAAGAGAAACCAAUAAAGAUAAUAAAUAAAAUAUAACAUAAGAAAAAAAAUAAAAAAAUUGGAAGAUUUCACGGGCAAACGAUAUAAUUGUUGAAGCAUCAAGAGGUGAAUAAAAUGAUGAAGAAAUCCUAGGAGUCACAAGAAAAGGUUUUGCAGAGCAUUAAUCUGGAUUAAAGAAUUUAUUAUAAUAUGGCAUUCUAUAUUAUGAAUAAACCUAAGCAACAUACCAAUAGUUUAGGGACACAUUAAUGAAUACUUAUAAAUUUGAAGAAUUUGUAUAUAAAAGAGCUAGUUAUCGAUGA